This is a messenger RNA of Lachancea mirantina, 465 nucleotides long. The record is from the annotation of a GenBank genome assembly. Lineage: Eukaryota; Fungi; Ascomycota; Saccharomycetes; Saccharomycetales; Saccharomycetaceae.
AUGGCGAUGGGGCCACACGAAAACGGCACUAAACGACGUCGUUACGACGUCGUUACGACGUUACGCCGCAAAAACCGUCCGUCAGAACCAUAUCUCUCCCCACGUGACCAACUCUCCGCUUUUCUCCGGCUUCCUGCGAGAGUCCGAGUCGCCGUUUCGAGCUCUUGGCCCACGCAAGCACGCUACCCCGCGCUAUCAGAUGAUAGACACAACUAUUGCAAACGCGCCGCAAUUUCAGAUUUGCAAUGGCGCGUUUUCCGCGCGUCUACGCAUUUCCCGCGCCUAAUUGGACGUCUGCCAAUUCCUUGGGAUCUGUGCACACGCCGAGGAGCCACCAAAGGCAGGGUUUGUCUCGUAUCUCGCCGAACUCCAGGCUAUCGAAUUCGAGGUACGAGGCUUUUACGUACGAAGCGACUGAUAAGCCAAAAAGGUUUCCCUUCCCUCACCAUCCGGAGGUGUGGGUGA